Torulaspora delbrueckii is the source of this 891-nucleotide messenger RNA. Its product is annotated as short-chain dehydrogenase/reductase. The transcript has a single exon. The record is from RefSeq and is a predicted model, not a curated record. Lineage: Eukaryota; Fungi; Ascomycota; Saccharomycetes; Saccharomycetales; Saccharomycetaceae. Gene Ontology annotation, molecular function: oxidoreductase activity, acting on the CH-OH group of donors, NAD or NADP as acceptor. The coding region runs from base 1 to 891 and encodes 296 amino acids.
AUGAAAUUGUCUUCCUUGGGUCGAGGAGCUUCAUUUUCGGAGCAUGCCAGUCCUUUUAGCAGAUAUAUUACAGAUCUAAGAUUUUGGACAACGCCUGAGAAUUCUCCAUUCGCAGCAGGAACUAUUGCGAUUGUCACUGGUGGCUCAAGAGGAUUGGGUUUGGAAUUGGUUCAUCAAUUGGUUCUUCAAAAAGUGAAAAUUAUCAUUAUCGAUGUCAUCCCACCAACAGCAAGAUUUAGCGAUAGUGAUCGAGUGCUUUAUUAUUAUUGCGAUAUUACCGAUUACGAGACAGUAAAAUCGCUGCAAAAAUUGAUUAAGAAAGAGCAUGGAAUUGUGACUAUGUUGUUCAAUAACGCGGGGAUAACUCGAAUUGAUUCAUUACAAAAUACACCAGAUAAUGAGAUCAAGAAAAUUAUCGAUGUAAAUUUUAUUGCCGCAUACAUUAUGAUUAACAUUUUUUUACCUGAUAUGCUUGAGAUAGGGCAUGGCUAUAUCAUCAACAUUGCAUCGGUACUGGGGGAAAUAACCCCAGCAAGGCUUACCUCAUAUGGGGCCUCCAAAGGCGGACUUAUCGCUGUUCAUAAGUCUUUAACCAAGAAUCUCUGUAAAAGAAAAAAGGGAUCAGGAACCAUAAGGACCCUUUUGGUCUGUCCAGGUAAGAUUAACACUUCGAUGUUUGCCAAGGUUAAAACACCUUCAAAGUUUUUAGCGCCAGACAUUGAUCCGAGAAAAUUGGCGUAUCAUAUCGUAACUGCCAUUAGCUGUAACAUGACAAGUACCUUAAGGUUCCCGUAUUAUGCCAAUAUCGUUCCUUUCUUUAAGCAAUUGAAUUGGCCAUAUAUACGUGCUUUAAAAAAAAGCAGUGGCAUGGAUAGAGUAACUGUUGUUUAA